Molecule: messenger RNA, 1032 nt
Organism: Penicillium brevicompactum
Lineage: Eukaryota; Fungi; Ascomycota; Eurotiomycetes; Eurotiales; Aspergillaceae
Exons: 1
Coding region: 1-1032 (343 amino acids)
Biological process (GO): retrograde vesicle-mediated transport, Golgi to endoplasmic reticulum
Source: RefSeq, a predicted model, not a curated record
AUGUCGGAAGAAUCGCCAGCUCAGCGAUCCGCGCGCCUGCGCCGUGAGCGCCGCGAGGCCAAAAUCAAGGAAGGAGGCUCAGCCCGCCUGGACAAGAUCACGAGCUUGAGCGGACGCACAACACAGCCAGGUAUGGAUCCUCCGGUUCAAGGACUCUCAAAGCAGAUGUCCCCUCCCCACUAUACAAUUGUGGAUGCUAACAGGCCACCAGAACGCGAAGAAGCAUCCCCGUCGCCCCAACCUCUAGGUCCGCAAUCCCAGCUUCGCGCCUCACCCGCCCCGCAGCCAGACAUGGAAUCCCCAGAAGCCAUCCGUGCUCAACAAGAAGCCUUUUUCUCAAUGCUCCGUCAAUCUGCGCCAGAUCCGAGCCAAGGAAUACACCCAGAUCCCCAAGCCCCGAAUUCCAUGCAAGCACAACAGGACAUGUUCCGCGCAAUGCUUAGACAAUCUGCCCCCGAACAAGGAGCUGGAGCGGGCACAGGCCCGGAAGAGGAGGAUCCUACUAUCAAGCUCCUGAAUUCUCUCAUGGGCGCCAUGCCAGGUGGUGACCCAAGUGCCGCGGGAGCGGGAGCAACUCCAGGCUCAGGCGCAGGCGCAGGAGCCCCCGGUCUCGGCUCCUCGCUUCCAGCCAUUGCAACAAUGCUCGGCGUGCCGCCUUUCCUGGCAAACAUGCUUGGCGGACUCGGGGGAGCGGCGCCGACGGAAGCUGAACAGAAGCGUGCGAUUGUCUGGAAGACACUGCAUACCAUCUUUGCGUUGGCGGUUGCUGGGUACUUGCUAUUUAUCAUUGGGGCCUCGGUUGCAUUGUUUGGUAGCUCGCCGCCUCCGCCUGCCACAGCGCAGAGUCCAUUCGCUAUAUUUGUCACUGGAGAAUUAAUCUUGACAGGCGGCAAGGCCUUGUUUGGUGGUAAAUCUGGGAUGGGGAUGGCGGUGCAGUUGUUCCGUGAUGUAGUGAGAGAUGGAAGCAUUGUGCUGUUCAUGCUUGGCAUGGGGACUUGGUAUCAUCCUGAGUGGCAGGCUGUAGAGCAAUAG